UUUCUGGUAAGGAGGACGGGGAGCAAGUUCAAUGGUGUGAUUCUGAAGCGGCUGUUUAUGAGCAAGACGAAUAAGCCUCCCAUCUCUCUCAGGAGGCUGAUCCGCUUCAUGAAUGGAAAGGAGAAUAGUAUUGCUGUGAUUGUUGGAACUGUGACUGAUGAUAAGAGGGUGCAUGAGAUUCCAGCGAUCAAGGUUACUGCGCUGAGGUUCACAGAGACGGCUAGGGCAAGGAUACUUAAGGCUGGAGGAGAGUGCCUGACCUUUGAUCAGCUUGCCCUUCGGGCUCCUCUUGGGCAGAAUACGGUACUCCUGAUUUUUGUUUUUUUAGUCUAUGAACUAUAUAUUCAAGGAAGAUUUACAUACAUAUCACUCAAUU
Messenger RNA from Phalaenopsis equestris, 376 nucleotides. Its product is annotated as 60S ribosomal protein L18-2-like. Gene Ontology annotation, biological process: translation. The record is from RefSeq and is a predicted model, not a curated record. Gene Ontology annotation, cellular component: cytosolic large ribosomal subunit; ribosome. The annotation marks the transcript as partial. Gene Ontology annotation, molecular function: structural constituent of ribosome; RNA binding. NCBI's taxonomy places the organism in Eukaryota, Viridiplantae, Streptophyta, Magnoliopsida, Asparagales, Orchidaceae. The transcript is spliced from 2 exons.